GCUGGAUAUUAUUGAUGUCUUGCUGAGGAGGAGGUGGUCCUGAUUUUAGUUUUCCAGAACGCGCCCGUCUCUUGCACAAGCCGCGUCUCGAGGCAGAGGCUGCUCGCGCGUCACCAGCGCGCGAGAGGAUGUGCGCGCCUUCCUGAGGGAGACGGAAAAUCGGGUUUUACUUGGGAUUUAAAUCGUGUAUCGUGUUAUUUUGGAUAUAUAUUAUUAAACGCGAUAUUCUUAACCGAAUGGAUGCUGGAAUGAUGCCUCUCCGUGUCGGGAUUUCCUCUCUGUGCCUCUUUGUAGCGGUGAUGAGCUCUGUGAUACACACCAGCUUCUCCCUGCCUCAUUACGGAGACGCCUUGGUAAAGACGAGGGCUCGGCGUGAUGACGCCAGGUUCCUCGGGAGAGAGAACACGGUACCGGUCCGGUUGGUGUACCGAAUGGACGGAGACCGUCUGGCCGCUCAUGAUGUUCUCAACACACGGGUUCGAGCGAGCUCUGACAGUAAACAGAACCACAUGACACAGGCUAGCUUCCAGGUGCAGGCCUUCGGAAAGACCUUCAUUUUAGACGUGGAACUGAACCAUGAUCUUCUGUCAUCAAAUUACAUUGAGAGGCACAUAUCAGAGGAGGGGAAUGCAGUUGUCAACAAAGGUGGAGAACACUGUUAUUACCACGGGAAAGUACAUGAUAUUCCGAAGUCAUAUGUGGCUCUUUCAACAUGCCAUGGAUUACAUGGGAUGUUCUUUGAUGGGAACCACACAUACAUGAUCGAACCAGGAGGAGAGAACACUACAAGUGAGGAGGUUCAUGUGCACAUGAUUUAUCAGUCUCCUGGUUUAAACCCCCCCGGGGACUUCAUUUCUGCAGUUCAUCUGACAGAGUCACCGUUCCAGAACCCUCCACAGUCCAGUGCCGCCCACAGACGGAAAAAGAGACAGAUAUCACAAAAUCCACGGAGUGUUGCAGAUGAGACUAAAUAUAUAGAGCUGAUGGUCAUAAAUGAUCAUUUGAUGUACAAGAAACAUCGCCUUUCCGUUGGACAGACAAAUAACUACGCUAAAUCUGUUGUGAAUAUGGCUGAUCUGUACUUCAAAGAGCAACUCAACACUAGAAUUGUCCUGGUUGCGAUGGAAACGUGGGCUGCGGACAACAGGUUUAACAUCAACGACGAUCCCAUGGUGACAUUACGAGAGUUUAUGAAGUACAGAAGAGACUUUAUUAAAGAAAAGUGUGACUCCGUUCACCUUUUUUCGGGCAACCGUUUUCAUAGCAACUGGGGAGGAGCCUCAUACAUGGGCGGAGUCUGCUCACUCACUAAAGGAGGCGGAGUCAAUGAGUAUGGAAAGACUGAAGAAAUGGCCAUAACUCUCGCCCAGUCACUGGGACAAAAUAUCGGCAUCUUUUCUGAUAAGAAACGCAUUUUAAAUGGGGAGUGCAAGUGUGAAGAUAAAUGGUCGGGCUGCAUAAUGGAUGAUGUUGGCUUCUACUUGCCCAAGAGAUUUUCUGACUGUAAUGUGGAAGAGUAUCAUGAUUUCCUGAACAGUGGAGGUGGUGCGUGUCUCUUCAACAAACCAUCGAAGCUCUUGGAUCCUCCAGAGUGCGGAAAUGGUUUUGUGGAGGCAGGAGAGGAGUGUGACUGUGGAAGCCCAGCCGAGUGUGCUAGAGAAGGAGAGAACUGCUGCAAGAAAUGUAUGUUGACUCAGGGAGCCAAAUGCAGUGAUGGUCUCUGUUGUAAGAACUGCCAGCUGGAGUUUAUGGGUGUACUUUGUCGUGAGGCUGUCAAUGAUUGUGACAUACCGGAAAUGUGCACUGGGAACUCCAGCCAGUGUCCUCCAAACCUGCACAAGAUGGAUGGGUACACGUGUGAGAAAGAUCAAGGAAGAUGUUUCAAUGGCAGGUGCAAAACCAAGGACAGACAGUGCAAAUACCUCUGGGGAGAGAAAGCAACAUCGGCUGACAAGUUUUGCUAUGAGAAGCUCAACAUUGAGGGCACAGAGAAGGGCAACUGUGGACGAGACAGAGACACCUGGAUUCAGUGCAAAAAACAGGAUGUACACUGUGGAUACCUGCUGUGCUCCAACAUUUCUCCUGCACCCAGACUAGGAGAGUUACAGGGAGGAUUGACAUCUUUCUCUGUGGCACAGCACAGCGCCUCUCUGGACUGCAGUGGAGGGCAUGUGCUGAUUGAUGGCGACACUGAUUUGGGAUACGUAGAGGAUGGAACGGCGUGUGGGACGGAUCGCAUCUGCUUUAAUCACAAAUGCCUCCAAGUGCAGGAAUUCAAUUUCAGCACGUGCCCUGGCACCAACGAAAGGGUGAUCUGCUCCGGACAUGGGGUGUGCAGUAAUGAGCUCAGGUGUGUGUGUGACCUGGGCUGGGCAGGUGAGGACUGUAACUCCACCUCUCCUCUGAGUUACCUGCUGGUGCGACCUACAGCCAAAACAUCAGGCAUCAUCACUACUAACAUCAUCAUCGGGGCCAUUGCGGGCUCUAUCCUGGUCCUUGCACUGAUUCUAGGCAUUUCUGCAUGGGGAUACAAGAGCUACAGACAGCGUCAGUAUGUUGAGUCUGAAGUACACAGAAGAUUCUGUCGUCAAAUGCCUCCGGGUGAUUACGUGAAGAAGCCUGGAGACGGUGAUUCCCUGUACAGUGACGUGCCGCAGGGCGUGAGCUCAAACUCCGGCAGCAGCUCCAAGAAGAGGUCUGCUUACCUGUCUCACCUCCAGAUCAACACCUGCUCUUUCACCCCCUCAAUCCCUUCCAUCAGCCAAAACAUCUGUCUGUUCGGCUUCAGAUCUAAUGGUCUUUCUCACUCCUGGAGUGAAAGAAUCCCAGAUGCCAAGCACAUCUCUGACGUCUGUGAAAAUGGAAGACCCAGGAGCAACUCAUGGCAAGGAAACGUCACGGGGACCCGUAAGAAGCUCAAGGGAAAGAAGUUCCGUCCUCGCUCCAACUCCACAGAGUAUUUAACCCCUUGCGUCAAAUCAGAGUAUUAUGUAACUAAAUGGGUAGAAGAUGUGAAUAAAAACACUGAAGGACCUUAUAUUAGGACACUGUCACCUGCCAAAUCACCCACUUCUUCAACGGGCUCCAUCGCCUCCAGCCGUAGAUACCCCUACCCCAUGCCUCCGCUUCCAGAUGAGGAGAGGAAGGCCAACAGACAGAGUGCCAGGCUGUGGGAAACGUCAAUAUAAAAGAGCUCCUCGAAACUGGGCUGCAAAACUCUGUAAGGAUUUCUCUGCUUUUGUAUGAAUGAGAAAAUGAAAUAAGUAAUAAAGUAAGGAAUUCAAAUGGAGAAACAAGUAACGAGUGAAUGGAAGAGUUGGGCAUGGUCUCCUCCGAUCUCCGAUAACAUUUGUGGCAUGGAGCUGUCUUAUCUUGGAUGUGGAGAAGUGCGGUAUCAGUAUCCCAUUCCUGCUGUCAUUCACAAACAGGACUCAGGAACACGAUUUCAUCACGAGACAUACCCAGAAUGACAGCCGAUACAGAGACAACAGCAGCUACUCGUGCCCUUGUUAAACCACGCCCCCAAACACAUGCUGUCUUGUGAUUGGUUCCCUUGAUGCCCGGGUGCAAGAAGCUCAUGCAGGAGCAGGAAGUUAACUAUUGUUUUGAACGCACGCUGUCACUGUAGAACCUACUGCUGUAUGCAUGAGAAAACAUGUUUAUCCAUUCCUUGUAGUGUAACCAUGUACAAAUGUUUUAAGAUCUUUCACUCAAGGGUGCCGCAUGUAUUGAAGGACAGCUUCGUAGGCCGUUAAGAUUCAAUCCCAUGUCCACUUCACCAGAACAUCAUACAUUCAUAUCUUCUCAGAGAACUUUGUACAUAUGUCAUAUAAUUCAGAGUGAAAUGUGAGGGUGUAGUAUUUUUCGGUUUUUAAAGUUUGGUAGUGGAGAGCGUGGUGGAACUUUUUUUCUGCAUUUAAGUGUCUGUCCUGUGAUCACAUCUCUAAAUUCACAGAAUUUGUUUCAAGACUAGUGCAAGCUACACAGAGGCACCAUUUCAUGAAUUAUGCGUCAGAUCGUAACAACACAUCGCAAACAACGAUACUUUUGUAAUGAGCACAUUUCUGCUUUAGAUUGAGUAAAGAUUUUGCAUUUAAAAGUCACGACUGAAGUGGAAAUAGCCUCAGAUAUUUUUUUCCUACAUGUGAUGUAACCAAAAAAAAAAAGGACAGGGACUUGGUUGUAUUUGUUGGUACCAUUGAUGCUUUUGGCGAAAGAAAAUUGUGAGAAAAGGGCGGAGCUUAAGUGAACUAAAUGAUAGAAGUCCAACAUGCAUCACCCUAGAGAAGAACAAGUUUUCAUUUAAAGCUUUUAUUGUUUCUGAAUUUUAAAAAUUGAAAGGGUAAUUUUGACUUCUUAUCUACAAUCUUACAUUUUUCGCAGAACUCUGAUGAACUCAGAAUUUUGCUAAAAAGUUUUAAUUAGUAUACUUUUGUUUUACUUUUUUGUUUUAGUUUUCUGUAAUCUUGAUCUUGAGGUCAAAACAUUUUAUCUGCUUGGACGAAUUUUACGCAUGAAGUUAAGAUAAUGAAGUUUUUUAUGUGUCAUGGUGACUUCAGAAAUCUGUGCUAGUGUCUGCAUAAGUUAUCUGAUACACAUAGUCGAUUAGUUGUAAAGUGCUACUAUAGGAGAGAAAAUGAAAUGAGCUUCUGAAUCGUAACAUGCAUGAGGCCUUAAUUCUCUGUUGGAGUUUCUAAUGAGUUUUUCCCUCAUACUCACAGCCGAAUGUAAUUCUUUCAUUUCCUCAUCAUCAUCUUCAUCAUCAUCUCACGUUAUUUAUAAUUAUCUCGUAAGCAUAAGGAAUGUGAUUCUAGCUGAUUGUUUCGGGUACUUGGAUUUUUGUGAUUCAUGCUGCAUUCAUGAAAACAACAAGCACAGAUUUGUGUAUCAUCUAUCCACACAAGUGUGUAGAGCUUACCUCUGCAUUGAUUAUAUUUUUUUCAUAUUUAGAUGUUUAAUGUAUUUUCAGUUGAAAAAUAAGGCAGAUAAAAUGAACACGAAUGGUAAAAAUUGAUAUGGAAUUCAGAAUCACGGAGGUAAUAAUAGCUGUCAUGGUUUACGCGAGAGACUAAAACCCUGGAGAUGUGUGAAUGUAAUGCUAAACAUAUUUCCUUGAUAAAUUAUGAGGUUUAGGGGGGAACACAUGUUGAGUUUUUAAACACAUUCUCCCUGAAUAACAUGUACUGUAUGUAGACUCGCCGUUAUGAAUCCAUAAUCACAGUUUUCUGAUGUUGGUAGACGUUUGUUUACAGCAUGACACUCUUCACGCUACAGUAUCCCUCUGGUCAUGUGACCAUCCGGCCUUGAUAGAUUGCCUACUUCUGGUCAGUAUUGUAUUAGUAAUGGCAGUUUUCAUCUGUACAUAGUCUGCUGUGCGUCGGCACUGAUUUUUGCACUCUGCCUGUAAUCCACGAAUACUGUCCCGUAACAUCGCCAUGAUGCAUAUGAGGUAUUUUUAAGGUAACUUUGUAUAGUCUUUCCCUCCUUCCCAGUAUUACUACUUGUACAUAUUUAACCCCAACAACAAUUAAGUGCUAUAGAAUGAUUAUUAGCGCAAUAGGUUUUUGUGCAAACUGAGGUUUUUAUUUCAUUAACAUGUCGCCUUUGUACAUCACGUGGGACACUUGCCCUGUUUCUGUGUUUGUAUUUGCAGUUUAAACACAUCAGGAUUCUGAACUCACACCAAGAACAUGAACAUUAACUCAGUAUAGUUUCUUUUCAUAAUAAUAACUGACCAUCUGAAGCAAUACUCUCUGCUCACUGUGACCCUAACCUGUCCGAGACAAAUGCACACUCAUACUGGAAUAAACAAGUCUGAUGCCGGUCAUUUUAAUCGAUUCAUUGGGCAACUCAUGAUUGAAGGACACAACCAAAAUACCUAUGAAUGUAUUUAAGAAAAUUCAUAUUUUGCACACAGCCACGCCCAUAUUGAUAGCUAUGGAAGCAUGUUUUCACCACAGGAUAGAUAAUAAUGAAAGUAAUUGCUUUUUCUCACAAAAAAAGAAAAGAAGAAAUAUUUUUCCACGCAAUUCAUCCUUUUUUUCCUCAGAAUUGUGAGGGGAAAUGUGGAAUUGCGAGAUAUAAAUUUAGAAUUCUGACUUUCUUGCAAUAAAGUACGUUAACAUGUUAACGGAAUAAAAAUGGUAAUUUUGCCAGGAAAUGAGUAGGAAUUGCAAGAUAAACUCAGAAUUCUCGCAAAUUCGAAAUUCUUUUUCCCCCACUGCAGAAUUAAAAAUAAAAAGGUCAGUGCAACUUUUUUCCUAACAAUUCUGAGUUUGUCGCACAAUUCAGACUUCUUUCUGGAAAAAGAGGAAAAACAAUUAAGCUAAUUGCUGCUGUUCAUCUACCAAUUCUCACAAUUUCAUAUUUUUGGAAAAAUACAAGUUUUUUAAUCUGACCAAUCUUUUUUUUUUUUUUUUUUACCUAGAAUUGCAAGAAAAAGAAUUGUGAGAAUCUUUAUAUUUGUUUAUUUUUAUUCUAUGUUGGAAACAAGCUGCUAUAGCAAUUUAUCACACACACACACAAACUGAAAUCCAGGACAGUGUUAACCCGAAGUGAGUUUUUUGUUAUGUUUUGUUUUGUUUCAGCUGCAAUUUCAUCUUUUUCACUCCUUCUGCGCAGGCAGCCGCUGUCUCACUCUCUGUUGUUUCUCUUGUGUUCUCAUUUGACCGUGUACACAGUGUUGGUAAUCAUAGAUUCUUCAUGGCUGUUUUUGUUCAUUGUGUGCUGUACAUAGACUGACAAUUCAAAUGAUAAAUGCUCUUUUUUUCAUACAGUAUCCAUUCAGUAUUGUAAUAUAUAAGAUAAAAGUAAAACUUUCAUUCAAA
This is a messenger RNA of Carassius auratus (goldfish), 6827 nucleotides long. RefSeq names its product ADAM metallopeptidase domain 22 (gene adam22). The record is from RefSeq and is a predicted model, not a curated record. The transcript is spliced from 32 exons. Gene Ontology annotation, biological process: proteolysis. Gene Ontology annotation, cellular component: postsynaptic density membrane. Gene Ontology annotation, molecular function: metalloendopeptidase activity. NCBI's taxonomy places the organism in Eukaryota, Metazoa, Chordata, Actinopteri, Cypriniformes, Cyprinidae. Bases 237 to 3188 code for a protein of 983 amino acids.